This is a messenger RNA of Ziziphus jujuba (common jujube), 662 nucleotides long. RefSeq lists its product as uncharacterized. Bases 56 to 526 code for a protein of 156 amino acids. The record is from RefSeq and is a predicted model, not a curated record. The transcript has 2 exons. Lineage: Eukaryota; Viridiplantae; Streptophyta; Magnoliopsida; Rosales; Rhamnaceae.
CGACUUGCGAUAAGAGGUGGUAUCCUAAAAAAGAAAAAGAAGAAAAUUCCGUGCGAUGAAUGCAGCGAAUUGUGUAGUGGAAUCUUGGUUUUGGAUGCCAAUGGAUAUUCAAACUCGAAUCGGAACCCUAUCCUCUCGUACUUUCUGCUCCAGAAAACUACCUUCUGCUUCUUCUUUUUCAUCAAACUGGACCCAAAAGUUUCUGUGUUCCAGAAAGGAUUCCCAAGAAAACCAACAAAACGGUGACAAUGAAGGUGAUAAAUACUCGACAGAUUGGGACAAGGCUUGGUCAAGCUUCAGGAAGCAAGGGAAGAAAAAAACCCUCUUCUCACAGUUCUCUCCAAACAAGUACGUGAGCUGGAAUCCUAAGCGUUCAAAUUAUCCUUUGUCCGAGGAGGUUGAUCCCAUCAAGAGAACAGAGAGGUCAAACCUUAUGUUGUGGACUAGCCCCAGGUUUACUCUAGUAGGAGCCAUUAUAUUAGUUACAUUCCUUUUGGUGUACACCAUUCUUGCACCAGUUAAGUGAUAUCACUCAAAAUUUUUUACAAUCCGAGAAGCAGGUCUGUGCUUCUAAAGUUGUGAUCACAUAUAUGUAGAUAUGGGAGUACGGAAGAAAAUUGUAUAUGUACUAAAAAAUGAAUGCAGCUUAAUUAUUUCUUCAA